AUGACUAGUGACAACAGCUCUGAAAAUGCACCAUUAUCCUCGUCUGCCCACCACACAAGAACCGCCGCUAUGCCAGACCACAAAGCUUGGAACAUGGAUGAGGCCACACGGAACAGACUCCUCAAAAAGUACAAAACCCAGGUGGCUUCGGGGGCGUCGACCAUUUGCGCGACGCUGGCGGUGACUCCUUUAGAGAACGUCAAGACUCGCAUGCAGACACACAAUUUUAAGAACAUAUGGCAGUGUGUUCGCUAUCUCUGGCGUACUGAAGGGCCUCGGGGAUAUGUAGCUGGUGCGCUUCCACCCUUGGCGAGCGUUACAGUAGUCCGUGUCGUCAAUUUUACCGUGUACAAUGCCUUCAAGGACAUAAUCUCUGAUAGUGUCGAGCGGGUGACUGGUUCCAAUCCUUUGGACCACUAUAAACAGCCUGGAAGCACCCCCACCUUGACGGGUGUGCUUACUUUCACCACUGCAGGCCUCGUCGCUGGCUUAGUGGCAUCGCCUAUUGCUUGCCCCUUCGAGCUGGCGAAGAAUGUCGUCCAAACCUCUGUUCUAGUGUCGAACCCCCGAGACCAGACUCUGCGUCAUAAACCCCGAUUGGGGACAAUUCAAGCCAUCAAGCAGAUAUACAUACGACAUGGAUUUUGGGGCCUUUACACCGGUUUCCGCCUGCAUGCAUUGCGCGACACUGUCGGCUCAGGACUGUACUUCAGUGUUUACGAGACUGUGAAGCAAGUAGCAGCCAAGGAGUUGGGUCAGGACAAGAAUCCCUUCGGGGCACCUAUGCUUGCCGGUGCUGUUUGCAGCACUGUACCCUGGUUUUGCACUUAUCCCCUCGAUACGCGCAAGACCCGCGCACAAAGUGUUCUUUUAGGGAAAUCCAGCGAGAUUGGCGAGGCCUCCCAGGCUGUCGCCAAAUCCAGCAUGUACAAGGGCCUUUCCAUCAUUCUUAUCCGGACCGGCGUCAACAACAUGAUCCUGCUCAGCAUUUUCGAAUACAUUAGAAUGCGUAUCGAUGGGUUGCCGAAAUGA
This is a messenger RNA of Penicillium mononematosum, 1032 nucleotides long. RefSeq names its product putative mitochondrial carrier protein. The coding region runs from base 1 to 1032 and encodes 343 amino acids. The transcript has 7 exons. NCBI's taxonomy places the organism in Eukaryota, Fungi, Ascomycota, Eurotiomycetes, Eurotiales, Aspergillaceae. The record is from RefSeq and is a predicted model, not a curated record. Gene Ontology annotation, molecular function: transmembrane transporter activity. Gene Ontology annotation, biological process: transmembrane transport.